AUAAUAAAUUGAUAAAUAUUUGAAGUUCGUUGCUUGUAGUCAGCAAUUGUGUUUUAAUUAAAAGAAAAAAAGCACUUUGUCGCUUUCGUUUUUCAAAUUAAAGUUGCUUUAUCUCAUCGCUUAAUUUAAGCUGAUUAACGUUUAACCAUUGAACCUUUCAUUAAAAAGUUUAAAGAAAAAGUGGGUUAUUUAUAUUAUAUUAUUUACAUUACUAUUAGAUAAAUCGUCAUAUGAUAACGACGAAUUUAUCGAGUGGUAGAAGCAUGAAUUUGUAAAUAGAAAUGGAGUACAGAUGGUUAAAAGUGUUAUCUAUAUAGGUGAAGAGAAGAAGCCAAGAUGCAUAUGUGGAUGUGGUUCGGUUACGAUCUCGGCGAGUUCCUCUUCGCCGGGCUCACGAUCAGCACGCGAUGGGCCUUCGCCAUAACUUGGAUCGUGCUUUUCUUCGUUGCUUUACUCUUUGAAGGCUCAAAGGUGUACUUGGCGGGAGUUCAGAAGGAAGCUCACAAGAAACUGUACCCGUAUCGUUCAGACGAGAGACGUAAUCUGCUAUGUGAACGUGAUCCAGGUAGUGCCAUGGAGCCAACGACUAGCCGCAACACCAGUUCCGGUCAAGUCAGUAGAUGGGCGUCAUUUCGUGUCCGAACGUUGGUGAACACGCACCAGACGACGGUGUUCGUGUUGCAUAACGUGGUCGGUUACCUGCUCAUGCUCACCGUCAUGAUUUACAACGUGCAUCUCCUCUUAGCAGUGGUCUUCGGAAUGAUGCUCGGGUAUUUCCUUUUCGGAACGAAGUUAACUCGAUUACAGAUGCAGUGCUUCAGCACCAAGCGGUUGGUUAUUUGUACGCCGGAGUGUGACGACACAGCUGAAAACACAACUCCACCGCUUUUAGACUCACCCGUUAGUUCAGAGUCUGAUUUGUUCAUUUGUCAGACGAGAACAUGCAUACAGCCAUCGCAUUAUUUCCCAGUCAGCACAUCACAAGAUGCAGGAGAAAGUAGUAACAGUACAUGCCAUUAUGGCGCCAAAAAGUGUCCAUCAAAAGUUGCAAGAGCGAAAAAAUUACUAGCUGGGACAAGACAAUGCCAUAAUAGUGGAAGUGAAAAGGAGGACAGUCCGAGUGUCGAAGACACACAACUCUUGCGCAGCGAACACGGAUGUUGUAAAAAACAAGAGCAAAAAGAGGAAAAAUGUUGCAAAUCUAGUCAGAACACAACGGUUAUGAUUCACGAAACAGAGAGUAAUGACGAUUGUUCAGAAACGAAAGUAGAAUUCGAAAGUAGAGAAGACAGUCCACAGAUAACGUGUUGCCAUAAUGCGAAAGCAGCGCCAAGUGAAAGUCAGGAACAGAUAAUAAAGUGACGUUUAUUUGUUAUAAUGUACGAUAAUUAGUUUUGUAUGGAGGCUCAUAGAUAUAUAUUUACAAUUUAUUGUACAGCUUUAUAUUUUUACAGUUGAUAGAAAUAUAUUUUAAGUUUUGUUUAUAACAAAAAUGAUUUCAAAUCAUAUUGUUAACGUUGUUAGGAUUGCUCAAUGUGAACGCGAAUAAAUGAAAUAAUGGCAAUAAAAAGCAAUAAAUGUAUGUUACAGUAAAUAUAAGAUUUUUAGCUAUAAAUAAAAAAUAAAGUAUAUAAUGCUAAUGUCUUCAGUUAGGAUGCCAUUUCUUUAUUAUUACGUACGUCCAAUUUAAUUUGUUCGUUAAAUAUUAUUUUAUCGUUGGUUGGUUUACUCAUUUGUAUAAAUUCAUUAAUGUUUAAAAAAUGCCAUGUAAAUAUAUUUUUAUAUGUUUGUCUGAAAUUGGAACUUGCGCCUGUUUGAGGUUAAAUUAAACACAAUGAACAACU
Molecule: messenger RNA, 1844 nt
Organism: Nymphalis io (European peacock)
Lineage: Eukaryota; Metazoa; Arthropoda; Insecta; Lepidoptera; Nymphalidae
Exons: 7
Coding region: 337-1362 (341 amino acids)
Biological process (GO): copper ion transmembrane transport
Cellular component (GO): membrane
Molecular function (GO): copper ion transmembrane transporter activity
Source: RefSeq, a predicted model, not a curated record